UGAUUUCUACCCAGCACUCGCCGAAGCUCCGGUGAACAGGGAACAUGGCCUCACCGAACAAGGUUGAUAUGCUGUCCCUCUUAAGGGAAUCUCUCGACUAUGAAGGGUCAACGAAAUCACAUGUAUUUGUCGUCAUGGGAGCAUCGGGAGACCUGGCUAAAAAGAAGAUCUACCCCACAUUAUGGUGGCUAUACAGAGAUGGACUGCUGCCCCCGAAUACCUCCUUCAUUGGCUAUGCUCGUAGCAAAAUCAACAUGGACGAAGUACAGAAAAGAUCUCUUCCCUACAUGAAGGUCCAGGACAGUGAAAAAGACAAACUAGCAGCAUUUUUUAAAGUCAAUGAAUAUAUCGCUGGAGAUUAUGAAAAGGCAGCAAGCUUCUCUGUCCUUAACAAGGCCCUGGAUCAAAAGACCAAUGCCAACCGGAUCUUUUAUCUGGCCCUACCUCCGUCCGUCUACGAGUCCGUGACACGCAAUAUUAAGGCUAUCUGCAUGGCAAAAGAUGAUUGCUGGACCCGUGUUGUCAUAGAGAAGCCAUUUGGUAAGGACCUUGACAGCUCCAACAGUCUGUCAGAACACCUCAGUGCUUUAUUUAAGGAGGAAGAGAUGUACAGAAUCGACCACUACCUGGGCAAGGAGAUGGUACAGAAUCUCAUGGUGCUAAGAUUUGCGAAUAAGAUGUUCAGUCCUAUCUGGAACCGGGACAAUAUCGCCUCUGUGGUCAUCAGUUUUAAGGAGCCUUUUGGAACUCAGGGACGGGGCGGCUACUUUGACGAGUUUGGAAUCAUCAGGGAUGUUAUGCAGAAUCACCUGUUACAGAUUUUAACUCUGGUUGCCAUGGAGAAGCCACCAUCAACUGGAGCAGAAGAUAUCCGAAAUGAGAAGGUGAAGGUGCUUAAGAGUAUAUUACCAGUGGAGUUGGAACACAUCGUGUUGGGCCAGUAUGUCGGUAAUCCACAGGGUACUGGUGAUGAGAAAAUCGGCUACUUAGAAGAUCCAACUGUCCCAAAAGGUUCCACCACCCCAACAUUUGCGACAGCUGCCCUGUUCGUGAAGAAUGAACGAUGGGAGGGAGUACCAUUCUUCUUAAGAUGUGGAAAAGCUUUGAAUGAGAGGAAAGCUGAAGUUAGGAUUCAGUUCCGUGACAUUCCUGGUGACAUCUUUCAACCUGGGGAUGUGAAGCGCAAUGAACUUGUGAUUCGGGUACAGCCAAACGAGGCCGUCUACUUAAAGAUGAUGACCAAAUCACCAGGAAUGAGCUUUAAGAGUGAGGAAACAGAACUUGACCUGUCGUACAAUCAUCGCUACCAGAAUUUGAAGUUACCCGACGCUUAUGAACGCCUUAUACUGGAUGUGUUCUGCGGCUCUCAGAUCCACUUUGUCAGGUCCGAUGAACUUUACGAAGCAUGGAGGAUAUUUACACCACUGCUUCACAAGAUAGAGAAGGAGAAACCGAAGCCUAUAGAAUAUGUUUAUGGCAGUCGAGGACCAAAAGCCAGUGAUGACUUAUGUGCCAAAUUCAACUUUGUAUACAGUGGAACAUACAAGUGGGUCAAACCGGAACAGAGCAAAAUUUGAACAAAGAUUGAACGAAUAACAGAAUGAUGAACAGACAGAAGGACAAAGAUGUGAAAUGUUUUAGAUUCCAGGCACAAGGAUCCCCAUAAAGUUAUUUAUCUUUUAAAAUGAUCAAAUUAAUGUUGUUUUAUCAACAUUUAUCUCCUUUUAAGAUUGUCUGUGAUUUUUGUGAAACAAAUUUACAUUUUAAUAAUUUUAUACCAGUGAUGACAUUCUAAGAAAGUUAUUUCUUAACAAAAUGGCAGUGUUGAGAUGUAUGGUGUGACAAAAAGAACGAAAUAUUAUUGUAGAUCUGAUUUUCUGUUUAAAUGUUGAUAUAUUAAUGUGAGAUAUAUUAAAUUAUUUCAAUGACUGUCCAAAUUAUGUUUUUUAAGGUUUUACAAUGGUGACCGUUAUAGUCAAAGGGAAAUAACUCUUUGUUUAAAAGUCCAAGGUCCAGUACUUCUUGAUUGUGUGAUAACUUCCUUUGUUGACUGACAUCUUUUUCUAAUUCUUGUUGUUAAGUGUGGGAUUUUUAGUGGGAUUAUUUCUUUGUUUUAUUGGAUACCUUAGAUUUUCUUCCACAUUUUUCAUUUUACUGUUUAAAAUCAGUUAAACAUGUUCUCUCUGUUAAAGAUUUUUCAAUAUUUUUAAAUAUGGACCAUUUAUUCCAUAGAAGUUUAAUAAUAGUUUCUCUGUCUAGAAGAGAGAGUUAUCAAUUUGAGUUUCCGAACUGAACGUGGUUUGCUGGGUGCAAAAUAAUAUGCAAUGAUUCAUUACACAAGGGUAAAAGAUGCAUUUUACAUCUGUGUUAUACUCAUGUUGUUUUGUUAAAACAUUACUUGUCUCAGAAGCUGAAGAUCACGUCACAAAGUUAGCAGCAUCAGAAUAAUCAUUUCAGCAGUUUUAAAUAGAAAACCAGCUUGAGAGAAUUUAGACUUAUUUUCUGUACCAGGAACCCCGAGUCUUGAUACUUUAAAUGCUUAAAAGAAUUUAUAGAGUGUCUCAAAACUCAAAAGUCAUUGCAUGUCAAUAUUACAGUAUUUAAAUAUUGUUAUUGUUUUAUAUAUGUUUGUAGCUAGUCAUGCCUCAAGUCUGUCGAAGAUUUAAGUUAACACCACAAAAAGGUUAGAAAGAGAUGGAGGAAAAAAUCUAUUGGACCGACUAUAGACAAUCAGACAAGUAAAUAUGGUUCUAGACCUAGUAGUAUUAAUUUGGUGGAUUUUUCGAUUGAAAUUGUAUUCGUUUAAUAUGGCAUCAAACAUGAUCAGAUUAAAGAGAAACGUUAAAUAUAUCAUAUGAAAUAUGAUCCAUAAUAUAUAUUGUACAAAAUAUAUAGCGGUGUCUUCACGUUUAUCUAGAGAAAUAUAUUUUAAUUUCAGUUUCUAAACAUUCAUGAAUAAAUGUAUUUAAAACAUUUUCAUCCUAUGUAAUACUAUAUAAAUGAUAAUUGUAUGAGUGCAAAUUAGUUACCUGGUCAACCUGCAGCUGUUAGUCUUCAUUGUUUGUGCAAAAUAACUGGAAAUACACUAAAAAUAGAAAUUCAAAUACACCGGUUACAUGUACCAAACUAGCCAACUUCUUACAGGCAAAAAAAAAUUUAUGAAAUCUUUGCGAUUAUUUUUGUGGUCUUAUGCACACCGACAAAAAUGGUAAAAAUCUACUACCUGCAAAAAUAACUGCUUAUGUGCUAGUCAAGAAAAAUGAAGUUGACAGAAUUUUCAAAAGUAAUCAUAUAUGUUAAAGAUUCUUGUUUUGAAAGGGUUUCAUAUUUUUGAGUAAAGAUUAAAAUUACAAAAAUAUAUGCAUUGAAAUUAAAUACAAUUUCUAUGCUGAUUUUAUAUUUUCUAAGGAAAAAUAAUAUCUGUUUGCUGCAGUGGUUAAAAUAUUAAAACAAGUUUGUCAAUAGGACGAGGUAUUAUCACCCAGUAGAUGUACAAUUUUUGUAUUUAAGCUGUUUUGUUUUCCAACUUGUGAUAUACACAUCUAUUUAAAUGUACAUGUAUGUGUAUCAAUGCUUUUUUUGUGUUUGAACAAUCAAUUAUCAACUCUACCGUCUGUCACAGAGUUGUCUUUCUUGCUGGACAAGAUACCAAACAAUAUACGAUCAAAGAUGUAUCAUAGCGAUGUCGUACAGGAUAUUUUUAUUUGGCAUCACUUUUAAAUGGUACAUUUCAUAUAUUUAGUUUGUAAGCCAUCAUUAUGUUAAGUUUGAAUGUCUUUAUAAGCGAAUUAAAUUAUCAACCUUUUUACCUUAACCAGCAAGAGAUUUCAGGAGACCUUUCGCUUAUUUACCUUGAAAUGUCAGUGUAUUUGAGAUUGAUGCUAGUUCUUAUGAUUUUGAAACACUUUUAAAUCAACAUGGUAUGAAAAUAAAUUGUAAUACUUUGAAUAUCUAUUACCUCCCCUUUUCCAUAUGACAGGUGAAUCGGGCUUCAAUCUUUAUCGAGAUAUUGAUGUAAUUGAAAGUGAAAUAUCUGAUAGGUGUCUAGAUUUCUGUUGAGGAUAGCUUCAUUUUCACAUGUUUUGCAUGUUUCAUACACAAAUUUUCUAAAUCCACUACUGAUUGCCAUUUAAGAGGUGGGGAAAUGAUCAUCAGGGAUGUAUUCAUGAAACCAUUCUAUUGCUUGAACACGAAAUCUGUGCUCAACCCAACUCAGUUUAAAAGAAAAAUAUAAACAUCCAAAAAAAAUCUAAACAUCAAAAAUAAAAUCUCACUUGAGGUCUCUCCAAAAUUCCUUCAAAGCAUUUAAAAAUAAAUCAGAUAUCAGAUUUGUCACCAAAAUGAUUGGAGCCUGAGCACAAAAUUUGUAUUUGAGCAUGAGUGUGAUUUCAUAAAUACAGGCCCUUAACUUGAAAAAAUGGCCUAUUUAUGAGUUAACUAACUCAACCUAACUUGAACUGAAAAAAAAGUUCCUUACAUUUGGUUGGAAUUUUAUAUCAUGACAUAAAGAUAUUUUUAUUUAAAACAUAUACAUGAGGGGUUUGAACAUGGGUACUCGCACAUCAUCACAUUGUUUCCGGGGACACCAAUUCACACAUAUGUUUAGUACCAAAACAUAUUUUAAAUCGCCACCAUAAUGUCAUAUGUCAAUUUCUCAAAUACUUUAAUUUAUUAGUUAUACAGGCCCUAUGGACUUUUUCCUAACUACAUGUAUAAUAUUGAUUAUUUAUCAGAAAAGUGCUAUUUUACUACAAUGUAUCAUAUCUUGUAAAAGUGCUAUUUUAAUUGAUAUGCAAUGUAUUGACUAGCGUUUUUUUUUUUUAAGUGCUAUUUGUAUCCAAAAGGUUAUACUUUGGAUUAUGACUAAAAGUGCUAUUAUAAUUGAUAUUUCAAUUCUUGGGGUUUUUCUAUAAAAGUGCUAUUAUAACCAAACAAUUUGCUAGAAUAUGAUAUAAUAUAAUUGUGAUACUUAUGUGUGAGAUAUUCUUGUUUUAGCCCUCUGUCAUUUCUAUAUCAUCAUAUAUUUGGCAAUUUAUUCCAUAUCUAAACUCAGAUUAAAAAAAAAAAAAAAAGAAUCAUUGGUUACUCUAAACAAUUACUCUACACUUAAUGUAUUUCUCUCCUAAUAUCAAGACUAGAAAUCAUACAAUUGCUCACUGUUACAUAAAAUGCCUUUGGUAAGAAAUGUCUACGAGUCUUUCUUUCAUGGUUUUACGAUUAUUUACGUCGUUUCGUGUCACAUUUUUGGCUAUCCUAUAUAAACAGAUUAACAUACAUAGAUGUACUAAGUUGUUUAUUUUUGUGGUUGCAUGGUAACCAUGACAACCAUGACUAUUUAUACACUAUGAUAUUUCAUAUCAUACUCUAUAAAAAUUUUACAUUGGUAACAGAAAUUGACUUAAACACUUAAUUGCCUGAGUAAUGUAUGCAUCAUAUAUUUUUCAAUCCCUGUGUUUUAUCGAAAUAUCUUGCAUCAAAAUAAAUCAGCAGUUUUCAUUAGACAUGGUCUACAAAUGAAUUGAUAAUGUUAUUAUAUUAGUGCUAUUUUUAACGAUGUAGACGACAGACUGUUGUCCGAUAAUAAAUUUAUAUAAAAUUUUA
Pecten maximus is the source of this 5601-nucleotide messenger RNA. Its product is annotated as glucose-6-phosphate 1-dehydrogenase-like. The record is from RefSeq and is a predicted model, not a curated record. NCBI's taxonomy places the organism in Eukaryota, Metazoa, Mollusca, Bivalvia, Pectinida, Pectinidae. The transcript is spliced from 12 exons. Gene Ontology annotation, cellular component: cytosol. The coding region runs from base 45 to 1577 and encodes 510 amino acids. Gene Ontology annotation, molecular function: glucose-6-phosphate dehydrogenase activity; NADP binding. Gene Ontology annotation, biological process: pentose-phosphate shunt, oxidative branch; glucose metabolic process.